CUGAUAAGUAUAUAUACUGUAUAUAUGACAUAGAUUAACAAUGAAUUGUGCACUGUGGACAUUAUCGGUCACAGGUAAAGCGGAAAUCUUUAAGUAAGGUUGUGACUGAUAUGGUGUCAUCUAGAAAAAUCGUUUGCUGCAACGAGUUAGUCUAAAUUAAGGUCCUAAGUUGUCUAAGAGUAAAAUGCAGUUAAUUAUGAAUCAAAUUUCUUUAUAAUUUUGUUUAAAGACGCAAAUGAUUCGACGUGGAAUUAAAACGAAAAUAUGUCUACCCAAAACCUCCUCGUAAAUGAGGAGUUGCCACCUUCCUAUCAAUCCAUAUACCCAGCGGAAGUAACUGUAACAACUGGACAGAAUGAGAUUCGAACCACAGUGACCCAACAGUCUGUUAUAGACCCGGACACAGAAACACACGUUUAUAAGCGACGCUGGUACGUGUUAAUAGUGUAUUCUCUCCUGGCCUUUACUCAGAAUGGUGUAUGGAACACGUGGGGACCUAUUGCUGCAUCAACCGAGGAUGCGUUCGGUUGGUCUGACGCGGACAUCGCUCUAUUGUCAAACUGGGGACCUAUAUCUUACGUCCUGGCUGCCUUCAUCAUGUCGUGGGUUGUGGAUGUUAAAGGACUUAGAUGGUCAUGUUUAAGCACGGGGGUUAUGAUAGCUCUCGGUGCUGGUGUAAGAUGUAUAACAGACCAGCCUCCAUAUGUUAAAUGGACGGUUAACAUUGGUCAGUUUCUGAACGGUUUGGCGGGCCCGGUUGCCAUGGGUGUUCCGCCAGUUUUGUCUGCGUUGUGGUUCCCUGUCAAAGAACGCACAACAGCUACAGCAAUUUCCUUCGUUAUUUCAAGCAUUGGCAUCGCUGUCUCCUUUGCUCUUGGUCCAUAUAUGGUUCCCGACAGAACCUCCAAUUCUACCUCUACAUUAAGCAAUAUCUCAUUGGUCAACACUACAGAUGAUGAAAGAAUUUCUCAAGAAAGACAUGAUAUUAUGAUUUAUAUGUAUGUUGAAGCUGCCUGGGCCGCCUUUAUCCUCCUCCUGAUACUGAUUUACUUCCCAGCUAAGCCCCCCAAACCCCCAACAUUGUCAGCUUGUUUGGAGAGGAUGGACUUCAAGACGGGCGCCAAAUGUCUUGUCAGAAAUGUUCGGUUCUGGAUUAUAUGUGCUACAUACGGUAUAUCUCUGGGAGUCUUCAACUGCUGGCAGAGUGUUCUGGAUGUCAUCCUUAAACCUCACAACAUUGACGAGAACGAGGCCGGAUGGCUGGGCUUCUACUCCAUUCUCGCGGGUUGUGCGGGGUCAAUCAUUUUAGCAAAAUUUGCUGACAUCUUUUCGCGCCACAUGAAGAUGUUCCUCUUGAUGUUAUAUAUUUUCGGGAGUGCUUGUUUUGUCUGGUUCACUCUCCUGAUUAAUGGCACUAUUCCAGAGUCUAUAUAUUCUUUAUAUGCGGCCAUUAUCCUUGCCACGCUCCUUCUUACUGCCAGCGUGCCCCUGUAUUACGAGAUGGCAUGUGAGGUGACUUACCCCGUGGCGGAGGGAAUCACUAACUUCGUCCUGACCCUUGUCAAUAACAUAGGAGGACUGGUAUUUCUUCUCGUCGGCAUGAUACCACACAUUGGUACGGCUUGGGAGAACUGGGCGUGUCUUGGUGCAAUCGGAUCCUGUAUCCCUGUUUUAUUACUUAUCAAAGAAAACUAUAACCGUCUAGAAGUAGACGAGAUCAAACGUCAGUGAAGAAUGCGUGUGACUACUCAUAAAUUUUAUCUCUUUAAUGCUGAAAAACAUGUAAAAAUUUUACUUCAAUAUUUUGUCCACUUGCAAGUCUAUGUUCUUGUGAUUUAUAUUUACCACUAGAUAACGUUGGGACAUUGAGAUUACUUAUUGUGUUGUAUUUUAUUAUGUUAUGUUAGUUUUCAAAUAAAAAAAUCAGUUUUGCA
Molecule: messenger RNA, 1934 nt
Organism: Saccostrea cuccullata (small rock oyster)
Lineage: Eukaryota; Metazoa; Mollusca; Bivalvia; Ostreida; Ostreidae
Product: solute carrier family 49 member 4 homolog
Exons: 13
Coding region: 265-1731 (488 amino acids)
Biological process (GO): transmembrane transport
Cellular component (GO): intracellular membrane-bounded organelle; membrane
Molecular function (GO): transmembrane transporter activity
Source: RefSeq, a predicted model, not a curated record